Messenger RNA from Lachancea nothofagi CBS 11611, 1512 nucleotides. The record is from the annotation of a GenBank genome assembly. NCBI's taxonomy places the organism in Eukaryota, Fungi, Ascomycota, Saccharomycetes, Saccharomycetales, Saccharomycetaceae.
AUGUCAGAAACAGAAGCUCUCAUGACCCCCAAGCCGAGAGUAACGACUUCGCUCGCAUUUGCUACCCUCGUGGCAUGCUUUGGCUCUAUUCAAUAUGGGUACCAUAUGGCCGAGCUCAAUGCGCCAGGUCAGGUUCUUUCGUGCUCUAAAUUUGAGAGUCCUUGGCCACAGACCCCUUACAACGAAACCUGGCUCGGGAAGCAUGCGUUUAAACAAUGUAUUGAGCUUUCUGAACAACAAAUGGGUCUUGCUACCUCCAUUUUUUCCAUUGGAGGUCUCGCUGGCUCGCUCUACGCAGGCAAACUUGCCGAUCGAUAUGGUCGUAAGCGUUAUAGUUUUUUCAACUGCAUCAUCGGAAUUCUGGGGUCUCUCAUACUGUUUCGCGCUAAUACGUAUGCACAACUAGUUACUGGUCGUUUCAUUGUUGGUGUGUGCUGUGGCAGUUCUAUUGUCGUGACGCCGCUGUUUAUCAGCGAAAUGUCACCAAAAGAACUGCGGGGCUCUUUAGGAUCCAUGAAUCAAGUGUGCAUCAAUCUCGGGAUUCUAUUGACGCAGUUACUGGCUCUCAAAUAUGCAGACUCUUACCGUUGGAGAUGGAUUAUGCUUGCAGGCGCAGCUCUUGCACUUAUCAAUUUGAUGCUACUCUACAAGAUUGAUGAAUCGCCGUUGUGGCUAGCCUCUCAGGGCAAUCUAGAAGGUGCGGAAAGUGUAUUACGUGACCUGCGUGGCGGCGAUUCGCGUCGCUCUCGCGAUGAAGUUGACGAAUGGCUCACCGCGCGCGGUUUCUCCAGAAAUAGCAACACCUAUGCUGCGGCGCGGGAAUCGAGUCCACUCAACACUCCAGCUUCACAGCAGUCGUCUCUUCAAACCUCUAGGGAUUCUCAUUCUACACUUUCGCUGGUGCAAUACUUUACAGACCCACGCUACGCCAAAUCGCGCUGGGCCGUGACAGCGAUUUUGAUGAGUCAACAAUUCUGCGGUAUCAAUUCUAUCAUUUUUUAUGGUGUUAAAGUAGUGAGCGGCCAGCUACCGCAAUAUGCCAUCCUCGUGAAUUUUGCAAUUUCGAUCUUAAACGUUCUGGUGACCUUUGGUGCAUCCUUUAUCAUCGACCAUUGGGGACGUAGGCCACUGCUGAUCGCCUCCGCAAGUGCCAUGUCGGUUGCUACUGCGUUUGUUUCCGCCGGUAUUGUUGCAAAUAAUGCAGUCGUUUUGGUGACAUUCACCUUCAUUUACGUGGCUGUUUUCGCCAUUGGGCUCGGUCCCAUACCGUUCUUGGUCAUUUCAGAGCUAUCUCCACCAGAAGCCAGCGGCAUCGCGCAAAGCUACGGAACCACUUGCAACUGGGUUGCUACGUUUAUAGUUGGCUACGGAUUCCCGUUGCUGAGCCAACAACUAAAUGGCUACGUUUUUCUGCUAUUUACUGCCUACGCGGCCGGGUUUGCCGUGUAUGUAUGGUUCAAGAUUCCAGAAACCAAAGGCAAACAACAAGAACAACUUAGAUGGAGAGAAUAG